AUGGAAGAGAAAUUAUUUGUUAGGUUACCCGCAUGGUUUUCAAAUGAUGUAUCAAAUGAAUUUAGGACACUUUGGUCUGAUAAUGGUGGUAUUGAAACAAUUAGUGCAAGUUCAGCAUAUUUUAUGUUUAUAGAAUACCCAGGAUCAAAAGAAGCAUAUGAGCAAAUUAUAGAUAAGGAUCAUCAAUAUAUUGGAUUAUCAUGUAUAUAUGCUAAUUGGAUUAAAGAUAGUAUUAAACAUGGUAGAAUGUUACCAUGUAGUAAUUAUACAGCCGAUAAAGAGGAUAUUGAACAUAUAUAUAAAGAUCAAUAUAUACAAUCAUGUCAACAAUACUAUGAAGAACAAGAAAGAGAAUAUAAAAGAAAUAAAAAAGAAGAGGAAUCAAAACUUUAUCAAUCAUUAUAUACUGGUGCUACAUCAUUUAAAGUGCCUAGAAAUAUUAAACAAAAUUAUAUAAAUCCAAAUUCUACAAGUUUAGUUGACUUGAAAGAUUUUAUGAAUGUUUUAGAUUUAGCUUCUUCAUUUAAUAAUAAUAAUAAUAAUAAUAAAAAUAAAUCAGUUUAUAAUUCAAUAGAUUUAAAUCGUGAAUGUGUAAAUUUUAUACCACCAGAUACUAGUCCUAAUGUUAAUAGUAGGCUUAAUGGAAGUAAUAUUGUAACAAGAUCAAGUAAACAAACUACAUUAGAUUUUUUCCUAUCACCAACAAAUAAAAAAACAAUUUCAACUACUAGUAAUAUAAAUGAUGAUGAAAAUAGAAAUUAUAAAAAUAAAAACAACAAUAAUAAUAAAAAUAUUAGUGUUAUUGAUGAUAUUUCAGGUGAAGAUGAUGAAAAUAUAUGGAUUGAUAAUAAUGGUAAAAGUAGUAGUACUACAACAUCAAAAAUAAAAAAUAAUUCAUUUUAUGAAAAACAAUGGAAUUUAGAUCCCACUCCUUCUAAACCGAUAUCUAGUGGAAUAAUUAAACCUGCACCACCAAAAAUGAAACCUCAAAAUGAUUUACCUGAAAGUGCUGAGGAUGAGUUUUCCGAUCCAGAAAAAACUCAACUUGGAUCAAAUAUACCUGUUUCACCGAUUGCUGCUUAUAAAAGAUCAGCUUUUAAUAAUAAUAAUAAUAAUAAUAAUAAUAAUAAUAAUAAUAAUAACAAUAUAAAUAAUAAUGAUAAUAAUAAUGAUAAUAAUAAUAAUGAUAAUAAUGAUAAUAACAAUAAUAAUAAUAAUAAUAAUAAUAAUAAUAAUAAUAAUAAUAAUAAUAAUAAUAAUAAUAAUAAUAAUAAUAAUAAUAAUAAUAAUAAUAAUAAUGAUAAUAGUGAUAAUAAUAAUAAUAAUAUAAAUAAUAAUAAUAAUAUAAAUAAUAUAAAUAAUAAUAAUAAUAAUAAAGAAAUUGUUAUUUUGGAUUAA
Molecule: messenger RNA, 1398 nt
Organism: Dictyostelium discoideum AX4
Lineage: Eukaryota; Evosea; Eumycetozoa; Dictyosteliales; Dictyosteliaceae
Exons: 2
Coding region: 1-1398 (465 amino acids)
Source: RefSeq, a predicted model, not a curated record